UCCAGACUCCAAAUUAGCCACGCCCACACAAACCCCAGCCGUCGCAAACUCUGUCGUAAAUGACGAAGCAUGUCGCAAUUGCGGGCUGACUAUGCCCAUCACCAGACUUGUCUCACACGAGCGGCACUGUAAGAACAACACGUAUUCGUGUCCCACGUGUGAUGUCAAGCUGCCCCUAGACAGCCGAGAAUGGCACGAAGUCUUCAUGCACACACGCACAACGUGUGUGUGCAGCGCAGAGCUCACACAUCACGCUUUGCUGAACGCGCACGUGCGCAUGGAGUGCUCAAAGAGGAUGAUCCAAUGUUCCAAUCUGGGUUGUCUGUUGUUAACCCCAGCGUACCGUCACACCGAGCAUCUGCGCGAGUGUGGGUCGGUCACCAUCGCAUGUCCUAUCUGUAUAGAGAACGUCUGCAGAUCAGCAGCCGUAUUCCAUUUCGAGGCCAUGCACGGCAUUCAGGCGGAGCAACUACGAAGUGGCGUGCCACUCGAAGAUCAAGUGGCCGCCCUUAUUGCAGCAGGGAAGGUGUAUGAUUUCUAAGAGAUGCUCGGUGUAGCAUACGCACCACGCUCUCUGCAGUACAAUAGAUGUAAUAGUGCGAAAGUAUGUUUCGUAAGAUUCGGGUUACUCGGUGCGUCGUGGGGGAAACUCGACUUUGCACGGUUUCGGCAUUUGACCUUUAGAGUCCACAAACUGUAUUCGAGGCCCUGCAAAAUGGACUCAAUGAGAGGUUCGAACCUAAAUUGCGUUAAAUAUAGGAAAACCCUAAAUUGCAACCCGAUUUUGGGACAUGUAAUGCGCUUUGACUUAUAAAAAAGGUGCUAUCAAAC
Sphaeroforma arctica JP610 is the source of this 831-nucleotide messenger RNA. RefSeq lists its product as hypothetical. The record is from RefSeq and is a predicted model, not a curated record. The coding region runs from base 92 to 541 and encodes 149 amino acids. NCBI's taxonomy places the organism in Eukaryota, Ichthyosporea, Ichthyophonida. The transcript has 3 exons.